Molecule: messenger RNA, 2875 nt
Organism: Hypomesus transpacificus
Lineage: Eukaryota; Metazoa; Chordata; Actinopteri; Osmeriformes; Osmeridae
Product: integrin beta-3-like
Exons: 15
Coding region: 35-2494 (819 amino acids)
Biological process (GO): cell adhesion mediated by integrin; cell-matrix adhesion; integrin-mediated signaling pathway
Cellular component (GO): focal adhesion; cell surface; integrin complex
Molecular function (GO): fibronectin binding; integrin binding; fibrinogen binding
Source: RefSeq, a predicted model, not a curated record
AGUUAGCUCUGUCUAGGAUGAUUCAAGUAGUCGGAUGGGAGACCUACCUACAGUGGGGUGUGGACAAAACGCUCAAAUAGCACAGGUCAAACUGAUCAGUUGGGUCUCAAACAGGCAUUACACUAUGGGAUCGCUUUUAGAAAGUCUGUGGAUUUUGUUCACAUUGUUCACAGCAUCAGAAGUUUAUGGUUCCAAUAUCUGCACCUCCCGAGGAGUGAGCACCUGCCGGAAAUGUUUAGCUAUCAGCCCUAGCUGUGGUUGGUGCUCCCAAGAGAGGGAGUCCAGUGCUUCUCGCUGUGAUCUGAAGAAGAACCUGCUGGAUGGAGGUUGUAAAGGGGAGGCCCUGGAGUUCCCCACCAGCACCCUCACUAUCCAGCAGGACAAGCCCCUCAGUAACAAGGCGUCAGGGGCCGCUGAUGAUGUCACUCAGAUCAAACCGCAGAAAGUCCACCUCACUCUUAGACCAGAUGAUGCCAGGAGAUUCACUGUUUCGGUGAAGCAGGUGGAAGAUUACCCAGUAGACCUGUACUAUCUGAUGGACUUGUCUUAUUCCAUGAAGGAUGACUUGGCCCGUCUUCGUACCCUGGGUAAUGAUCUGGCUGAAGCAAUGGGCCGCACUACUAGCAAACUGCGCAUGGGCUUUGGAGCCUUUGUGGACAAGCCCCUGUCCCCCUACAUGUACAUUUACCCCGAGGAGGCGGUCCAAAAUCCCUGCUUAGGGCUCUCAUCCAGAACCAAGGUUGUGUGCAUGCCUCAGUUUGGCUUCCGCCACGUGCUGUCUCUGACGGAGCAAGUGGGGCGCUUUACUGAGGAGGUGGCCAAGCAGAGCAUUUCCCGAAACCGAGACGGUCCUGAGGGCGGCUUUGACGGCAUUCUCCAGGCUCUCGUGUGCAACGAAAAGAUAGGCUGGCGCGAGGAUGCCUCCCACCUGUUGGUGUUUACCACGGAUGCUGAGACGCACAUAGCUCUUGACGGACGGCUAGCAGGCCUGGUCCAGCCCAACGACGGGAAGUGCCACCUCGACAACGACAACAACUAUAACAUGAGCACUGUAAUGGACUACCCUUCGCUGGCUCUCAUGUCUGAGAAAAUGUCUCAGAAUAACAUCAACCUGAUCUUUGCUGUGACCAACAAUGUAUUGUCUCUCUACACGAACUUCAGCGAGCUUAUCCCAGGGACCACCGUCGGAGUAUUGAGUGACGACUCUGGCAAUGUGAUCAAGCUCAUUCUCAAUGCCUAUGAGAAGAUCCGCUCAAAGGUGGAACUGGAGCUGCUGGGCGUGCCAGAGGAACUAGCCCUCUCCUUCAACGCCACGUGUCUGAAAGGACAGGUCAACCUUGGCCUCAAGUCCUGCAGUGAUCUCAAGAUAGGAGACACGGUGACAUUUAGCAUCGAGGCUCAGUUAAGAGGCUGCCCAAAGGAGAAGACACGGACUUUCACGAUCAAGCCGAGGGGCUUCAAGGAUGCUCUGGAGGUGACGGUAGACUUUGCCUGUGGUUGCUCCUGUGAGAACCACGCUCAGGUGGACAGCCCCUACUGCAACCAAGGCAACGGCACCUAUGAGUGUGGGGUGUGCAAGUGUAACCCUGGGCAACUGGGUCCACGCUGUGAGUGUACAGAGGAGGAAUACAGCCCCUCGGACGACGACAGCUGCAGCCCCAAACCUGAGGAUGACAUCUGCAAUGGGAGGGGCGACUGUGUUUGUGGACAGUGCUCAUGUCACCGUACUGACUUUGGGAAAGUGUGGGGGAAAUACUGUGAGUGUGAUGACUUCAACUGCUUGCGAUUCAAAGGAAAGCUGUGCUCAGACCACGGCACGUGUGACUGUGGCUUCUGCAAGUGUAACUCGGACUGGAAAGGAGAGAACUGUAACUGCUCCACUCUCACCGACACCUGCAUGUCCGGCAUCGGUCUGCUGUGUAGCGGCCGGGGUCAGUGUGUGUGUGGGGCCUGUGAGUGCACUCAGCCGGGAGCCUAUGGUUCCACCUGCGAGAGGUGUCCUACCUGCCCUGAUGCCUGUACCAUCAAGAAGGAGUGUGUUGAGUGUAGACACUUCCAGAGGGGAAGUCUAUUUGAGGACAAGAGUUGCCCCAGAAUCUGCAGAGAUGAGAUUCAGCUUGUGGAUGAGCUGGUGUUCCACGAUAAUAAUAAUAAUAACGCAGUGAACUGCACGUAUAAGGAUGAAGAUGAUUGCCUUGAGCGAUUUCAAUACUAUGGGGAUGCCAGCGGAAAGUCCAUCCUGUUUGUAAUCAAGGAUCCAGAGUGCCCUCAAGGGCCUGACACUCUGGUGGUUCUUAUGUCUGUGAUGGGAGCUAUUCUGUUCCUCGGCCUGGCUGGUCUGCUUAUCUGGAAGCUGCUUGUUACCAUGCAUGACCGCAAAGAGUUUGCCAAGUUUGAGGAGGAGAGAGCCAAAGCCAAAUGGGAUACGGGCAACAAUCCAUUGUACAAAGGAGCUACGUCCACCUUUUCCAACGUGACAUAUCGUGGGAACUAAGGACCCCUGUACUGCCCAAUAUCACAAUGUGUAAAAACUCAGGGGUUUGAAAGAGAACUGCAAUUCAGUCACAAAACUACCAAUGUGUUAUCCGCACACUACAGUCAGAAUUCUAAUGCUGAUUUCAAAAGAAAUGCACGUACUAUGUAAAAUAUAUAUACAGAAAGAUAUUGAUGUGUAUAGCAAACAGGAAAAAGGUUUUAAAGUUGUGUUCCACUUCUAAUUAUUCACCAGUGUCAAUUCAGCAGAGUACAAUUUCAAGUACCAUUUCUCAUACUUUUAGUUAACCAAUGCUUUGUGUAAAUGGAGUAAUUCAGGCAUUGAGGGUUCCUGACACUGUGUUUUUAUAUACCCAAUAAAAUCAAAGACUCUGUUUUUAAA